AUGCAGUCCAUGACACUGCUGAACGGGUUACAGAGAGAAAACUCUGCAAAGGACGCCUUCGUGCAUCAGGCGAAGAGAGAGAUUGGAAAACUUAAGAAGGAUCUACGUGAAAAGGAUUCAACAAUUUCCACCAUGUCGACGAAGGUUAGGUAGAAUACACGAAAACUAACGUUGCCUUAACCUCAAAGAUAAUUUUAAUCGUAGCCUGCGAGUACAGCUUUCUCUCAACACUCCCCCUUCGUUGUGAGGUUUCGAGAGGCGCCCUCAGCUACGUGGAAAAGCCACUAGCAAGCUCUCUAUUUCUGGAGGGAACAAAGCCAGCCUCGAGGGACUCGCGACUCCACCAAAUGGCCAUGGAGAACUUGUUCGCAGGGUACGACGUGAAACGAUUACUUUUUCCGCGUUACACGUUCGGCUGUAUCGAGGGUUCCCAAUAGGUUUUUGGGGAUCCGGGAUUUGCCUUAUUUGAAUAUCGGGAUCCGGAAUUUCCCUUAUUUGAAUCGAUUACCAAAUGGCCAUGGAGAACUUGUUCGCAGGGUACGACGUGAAACGAUUACUUUUUCCGCGUUACACGUUCGGCUGUAUCGAGGGUUCCCAAUAGGUUUUUGGGGAUCCGGAAUUUGCCUUAUUUGAGGGCCGGGAUUCAGAAUUUUAAAGCAAAAUGGAGUUGAGAUGUGCACGGGAUGCUAAUCUCCCUCGCAUCCGUUUUAGUGUCGUCACGCAACGUUCCUAGUGGAGCAAAAUCCUUUCUCAUCUUAAACCAUAAAAGUUAAUGCAAAGAUCUGUGUAGCCUGCGUGGCAGGCGCUAUAUCCCCUACCCCUUUCGACGCCUGCUACGUAGGUUUUGAUAUGUGGUGAUUUCAGUUCGAAUAGACGCCUUUAAUCUGCCAACAGCUGUCUAAUAUGAAACUUUAUAAAAACAGCGUGCGAGCAAGCUUUCUAUUUUGUGUGGCGCGAAGCGAGCACGUGUGAGGCAGAGGAAAGGAAAGCCCUCGUUUCUUUCUUCAACCUACUCUCUCGUGUCUCCUCUCGUGUGUCGCUUGCAUGUGGCUUCAAACAAUGUAACUCCACUGAAAAGCUUGCUCGCAUGUAGAGUAACACAGAAGAGUCACUUGUACAAUCAGUCGACUACACAUAAGGGAGUUUUAGUAGAGGCGUUUUGAGCGACGCACGUCAAUCGGAAGUCAGGUCGUUUCCCUGUUAAUGCCCUGACGCCACCAGAUUUGUAUUGCUAAGUGUUUUAACUCUUAUAGAGACAAUUUGCCCUAAAAUUAGGGCAAGGCCACUAGCCAAAAGGCAAAAACGCUACUUCCAGUUGACGUGCAUUGUUUCAAAAUGUCCUUUCUUAAGCUCACUAUUGAACCGUUGGAACUAAAGCUACAAGGCAGCUUAAGCAACUACGACGGCGACGGCUACGAAAACAUCACUUAAAAAGUGAAUUCGCGUGGCUUUAAACUUUAUCGCGCUUAUUCCAUCUCGUUCAAUUCGUCAAAUAUUGGCAAAUUUUCCAAGAGUUGAACUCUAAAAGACUGUAUCGAAGUUCAGAGAAAGAAAAAGAAGGUCGUUGUCUUGUGUUCACGUCCUCCACAAAAUGUGAAAUCAGGAAGUUUGACGUCGUAGUCGUGCAGUGACGGCAAAGAAAUGUACAAAAAAGCGUGAUGCACGUGCAAAGUUGUUGUUUUGCCAAUCUAAACUUAUUGCUUUUUUGCUGUUCUCGUUGCCGUCGCCGUCGUCUUUGCUUUAGCUCACUUAUAUGUCACUAACAACGACAACGUUCAAAGUGCCCAAUCUCCUUUUAACAUCCUGUAAAGUAUUUUUCACUUAAGGGUUAUUCAGGGGCACCCAACGACGGUUUGCUCCUAAAUACAUUGAAAACACUUUUUAGGCUAUCCAGAGUACUUUAAGAUAUCUAGAAAAGCAUUCUAAGCGGCGUUGUAAAAUUUGUAUCUGUUCGGUCAUCCUAGGGAAACUUGAGUCUUUUCGAAAUAACAAGGGCUUGAAUAUUAUUUUCCCGAAAGUUUUCCAUGAAAUUUGACGUAUUACGAAAGUGAGACAUUUUGUUAUUGAUCUCUCCAUCACAUUUUUGAAUUGGAAAAUUCUGGGUCUCCUUUUUUCUAUGAAAAAUAACCUAACUUGGGAAGUAAAAUGCGAAAACUAAUCUUCAGAAAAUCGUCGGCAAUUAAUUAGAUAAGCUUCGAAAAUUGUUGAUGAAUGGAACGGUCAUCUAGAAAUUUGUAGCCGUCGUCCAAGUGACUGAUAGAAAAUUCUAGGGAAUAGUUGCUUUCCGAACAGAUAUUUUAAAGAAACAGCCCUUGGGUGCCCCUGGGUUAAUAAAUAUGUACAAACUGUAUGUAACGUUCAAGCUUUCUUUCUCUUAUUUUCAGCUAAAAGGCAGAAGGCCGCUAAAGAAGUGGAGAAAGAGGCACAAAAAUUACAACAAGAGCUUUAUUCAACAAAAGGGGUAAGAAUUGAGUGGUCUGUUAUAAAGGUCUUCUCAUCUGAAACAUCACCUAUUUUACUUUAGAGUUCUAGGUUUAACACCUUGUAAUCGGUCUUAUAAUUAGUAAACAGCCAGUACAUAGGUACAGUUUCCAUCGUGUUUCAUUUUCCAUUGUGUGGAAUAAUGGUUAAGGAUGUACUAAAUAAUUAGUUAAUUUAACUAUCUUAACCAUUUUUCUAAGAGCCUUUUUACAUGGAGGUGGGGGACCCAAGGCAGGUGAGGUAACCCGCCUGUGCAUAUAAUCUCUCAUUUUAAUUUGAUCACGUCUACAUGAUGGGUGGGGUGACCCGCCACAUGUUACCACACCUACCUGGGGUCCCCCACCUCCGUGUAAACAGGCUCUAAAUAAUGUGCUUCUCUUCAUUGAAAUUGCGCCCGCAGUAACAUAUUAAAUUUACUUUUCAAACGUUACCAAGGACCUUUCAUUUGGUUAGUAGUCAGUAGUGAGCUCAGAAACUUGACAAGCCUCAAAACCUUCAAGAAACAUAUACGCGGUGUGGACCUUUCUAGCCAUAUAGAUAAUAAUAGUAACUGCUGUGACUUUUGUAAAUUCAGAGUCAUGAACAUUUGUAUAUAGUUUUAGGUUUUAGGUAAGAUCAUUAAUUUAAAAGUCAUGUAAUAGAUUAGGGCCAGUUCUUACGAAAGUGUCCCCAAUUAGCUAAUAUAACUGUUGAACUAAAUACAUUGACAAUAAAACAAAGUUGUUAUUCUUAAACGCUUAAAAGUUUUUAGUACUUAUUUGUUAUUACAUAAAUAACGCAACGGAGUGUUAGAGAUAUGUUAAGCCUAUGUUUUUCAGAUGUUUACAGGAUAAUUUGGUUGGCUAAAUUUCAUUGAAAUUGGUCAAAUAUUCCCAGAGUUAUGACGCUAUGAGGAAUUAAUUCAUGGCAAGCCUUACAUAACUCUAAUCAACAAUGUUUUUGUGCAAAGUUACACGUAAUAGGUAAAGCCAAGACAAUUAAGUAUCCUUUUAUCGUCAUUGUUAACACGUUUUACCCGAAGGCUAUUGAUAAACCCACAUUCCUUUCUGUCCAGUUCAUUCUCGUAAGCCGCCAUUUUGUUUUCGUGCACAGUAAUUUUUAGGGAGUUAUUAUAACUCCAAAAAUGGAGUAAAAAUUUUAGGUACAGGAUAAACCCUUUUUGGGGGGUUUCUUUAACUCCAAAUCUGGGUGAUUCUUUGAACUCCUUUUUUGGAAUUAAAAUAACUCCGAAAAAAAUAACUUUACUGUAAGGAGUUAAAUUAAACCCACUAGAGCAGUUAUUAUAACUCCUUGAAAAUUACGGUUGCUAUUAAGCUUCCGAAGUGACUGUAAUACGCUUGCAAAUGCGUGCAGCGAGCGUGCAGCAGGAAGUCCGUUUACUUGUUUACUUAGUGUAAUGGAUUCGGCUUUUGAGCUUUUGUGUUGUUGAUACAUCUUCAUGUUUUAAAAACAAAACGAGACAAACGUCCUUUCAGGAAUGUCAAUAAACUGAAUAGUUAUGUUUCCCUUUAGUUUCUUAGUUAAAACCAAAGAAGUCUGGAUUGUCCAAAAUUAAGUUUUAUCACAAAUUAAAUAUCCUUGUUUCUAUUAAUGCUCUUGUCUUUCGCAAAAUGUCUGUUUUUUUUUUUCUCAUUCCGUUGUUUUUAAUGGGGUCAUAAUUCGUUCUAUAUUGUCUAAAUGUCUAGGUUUGAUCUGAUCUGAGCGGCUGACAGGUUUUCAGAGUCCGUUGAAGUUUAAUGAAUGUCAAGCCACUUGAAAAAAACGUGUAAAUUUUCUGCACAGAGCCACGCAAUAUUUUAGGUUUAUCGGGAAAGUCACAGUUUGAAUUUUUGCGAAAGUGAAGCGUUCAAGUUUCCAUGAAAGCAGCUACUGGAAGAAGCUAAUACCAACAGUAAUCACAGUUUUAUUUCGUUGUAGUUAUACAUGUAAUAAUUUCAAUGCAUGCUUGUAUUGCAAGCUCGUUAGCGCAGGUAAUUCCCUGUAACUAAUUGUUCGUUUAAGUAGCUUUUUCUUUUUCUGCCGGUUUUACAUGCAUUAAGUUUAGCCGCAGGAUUAUUUGUAAACGGCUUGCUUAGGCAGUUCAUUGAGAUAUAUCAUUUGUGCAUCGUUACCCAAGCCUGUAUUCAAACAGAGCGUCGACUCUUGUCUGUUCCUGUGAAUGAGAGUACCAAUUAUGUUAUUUUACUUCUUUGAUUUCUUUUUUUGCCCUUUUCAGAAACUUCAAACCACAGAGAAGCAAUUGAAGGAAAGGAUUAAAACCAUCGCUGAUUUAGAACACGAGUUAGAGAAGAUGAGAGAUCAUCUCGGCGAAGGAAGACAGGUUAGUUGCCAUAGCACCUAGACCUGAAUAUCCCGGAUGUUGUGCCUGAAUCAGAGCAAGUCCAACCACAUUGCGGAAGUUCAUAAUAUUACGUACCAGAUUUUAUAAUUCUCCAACCAGGAGUCGAACCCAUGACUUUUUGGUUAUUGCCUUUUUAUAGGAAAUAAACGACUCACGAAUUUAAGUCGCGUUAAUUUUUUGAAACGUUAAUUUUCCCGCCGUUAAUGUGGAGCUUUGAUUUCCACGGUCAUAAAGGGGCUGUGUCACGGCUGUCCAGUUCAUUUUGUCAAUAUCUAGUGCCAAUUAUGCGUCCUUAUUUGCUAUGGAACUUACAGCUGAACUUAACGUUAGCGGAGAAAUUACUCGUAAUGACAAAAUCCCACGCAUUAUAUCAAACGCUAAAAACAAUAAAAAUGAAUCUUCUUCAAGUUUGUCCAUCUGUGCCUUCUAUUGUAUUUGCUUUGUUAUAUAUCUGUCUGGAUUUGUUAAAACGUGGCUAAAGAAAUUUCAAGUGCAUUUUAACUAUUUGACAUCUAAGUGGAAUGGGAAGCAGUUAAAAGUCACUAGCUGAAGCUAAACAAUGACAGUAUUAUUGCUGGCAAUAGACGGUAAAGUUCUCUCGCAGAAGUAACAGGAUUUUGCGAUGAAAUAAACAACAAUUGAAACGUUCGGAAAUUAGUCAGCCAAACCGUGAGGCCCACAGCUCAGUGUCGGCCGAAAACAGAUUAAGAAUCCACAAUCUUUGAGCACAGAAUAGGCUUUCUAAGACAAAAUCACCUGAACGAAACACUCACGAAGCGUUUUUAUGCUUGACACAAAGUAUUCUAGUAACACGAGCUCAACCGCACAUACCUGAGAUUUGUCUGUCAACACUUUCGGUAAAUCACACAAUGAAUGACUUUCGCGGCAAUCACAACACUUCCCAAAACCACUCAUAAUAUUUCCACACAUAACACGGGCGAAACAUCGUCAAAUUACUCCGUAAAACUCUCGCUUUCUCCACAUAAAUCGUCACAUGGAACAUUUCUCGACUCACUGAUCCCGGAUGUAAACCAGCGGUUGAAAAGGAGACAUGCAGCCCCCACCUUCCGCACAAUUUUUUAACUAAGUCUUUGGCCUGGUCAGAAAUCAGCAUGAAUUUCCAUCUUGCCGAAUAUUUAAUAUUGUUUGCCACAAUUUUGCCAACUGACAGUUUAUUAUUAUUAUUAUUAUUAUUAUUUUUCAAUACUUUUUAUUUUUAUUGAAAUUUGUUUUGUUACUCACUGACAUAUUUAUCUACUUAUUUAUUAUUUUACUUUCUGCUUUGUAUUAAUGUUGUUAAUUUGUUGUCAAUUAAAAAAAAAUCUUGCCGAAUAGAUUUCAACCCUAGAACCUACUUUGUGAGGCCAAAGACUUGUUACUGCCAACAAUAAAGCUCGCAAUAUCCAAUCUUUCGGUCUCAAGCCCGGGAUCAAUCUUUCACCCGUGUAGCCCGAAAGGAGACGAAAUACCAGAAGAUAUUGGACGCAGCAGACUUUGCUAGACGAGAGAAUUGUUCCUUCAUAAGGCUUAAUGAUGCCUUCCGGAAAACUUUGCUCAAGGCAGCCAAAAAAACUCUAAGAUAACCCACCAUGAGAGCCGAGUUCAGUCUAAUCCGCGCGCUGAUUUCAAACUGACAUACAGUGAGACUUAUGGGAAGUUAUGAAAAACAUUUUUUUUUGGAGGAGGGGGGGGGGGGGGGGUAAUAGGUUAAAAGCUAGCGAGAAACUCAUCAAAGUCUAUCUACUGUGGCCUAUCCGGUACUGAUUAAAUAAAUAAAAAGUAACUAUGAAAAAAAACAAACAAACAUGCUCCACUACAAGGUUCAGUCAGAGGGUAUAAGAGAGAUUUCUGUAGCCAUGUUUUUGCAAAUCCAGACAGAUAUCUGUUCUUAUAAUUUGGUGGCAGUUCCUACUGCUUGAAUUUUGAUAAAUUUCGUGACACAGCUCCUUUAAUUUCCACUAUUUUGGAUACACUUCUGACGUUCUUGACACCUAGGAAAGAGGAGUAUUUUAUCAGGUUGGAGAUCCGUCAGUAACAGUGAAACUGUCAAGAACCCUUGAAGUGGCCAGAUUUCUUCGUUAGACAUAAGUCCGACGUAUUUAAUUUGGGUCAACCCAUGAAUUAAGAUGGAGUGGCCCACAUGAUUUUCGACUGUAGAGUGACUUCGUUUCAAACGUCGAACUUUUCAUGUGUUGAAACUAAUGCAUAAAUUACUAUAAUUCAUUUUCACCGAUAAACAUUGUAGACCAUUGUACGUGGUGAAAGUCAAUUGAGUCCGACUAAUUAAGUUCGACGCCUGAAUCAAUCGUCGAAUUGUUGUGAUUUGGGCCGACCUAAAUAGGUAUCAAGUUUGGUGCAUACAAAGUUGGUCGUUUGAGUUGGGCCUAACUUUGUUUCUGUUGUCCCAACAAGUUUAGUUUCUUUGUGAGCAUCCUGUUAAUUUUCUCCAUUUUGAAAUGUUAUCCUCUCUUCCUCGUUAAUUUCCUUUAUUUCAAAGUCGUUUUCCACUAAAGUCGCGUUAAUUUCCAAUACCAUAAUUUUAUGAAGCUUUAAUUACCUAGAAUAGGGUAGUCCACAUGCUCUACAGGGGAGAUUUUGUGUCCAGCGGUUUUUAGUAAAAACAAGGGUUUGUGGGGGUUACUCAGUCUUGCGGGCUCAAAAACCUCCCUUACGUCGAUCUUAUUUCAUAUUUACCCACCUUAAAUCAGUCCCAUAAUGCAGUUCGACAAAAACCGACCCAGUCUCACCCACGCUUAACUUUGAAAAUGACCCAGUCAGGUAAUCAGUGAACAAACCUUCUCUCUUAAAAGAGCGACAAGGCGAUUCAGCAGGAACUGGAUCACGCUAAAGCUCAGUGUCUGGACGCA
Porites lobata is the source of this 7689-nucleotide messenger RNA. The record is from the annotation of a GenBank genome assembly. Lineage: Eukaryota; Metazoa; Cnidaria; Anthozoa; Scleractinia; Poritidae.